This is a messenger RNA of Lecanosticta acicola, 3144 nucleotides long. The record is from the annotation of a GenBank genome assembly. Lineage: Eukaryota; Fungi; Ascomycota; Dothideomycetes; Mycosphaerellales; Mycosphaerellaceae.
AUGGCGCAGCCCAGGAUUCAACCGCUUUCCGCGAAAGCCAUAUCUCAAAUACACUCCUCCAAACACAUCACCUCUCUUCAAGGCGUCAUCUGGUCCUUACUGGAGAAUAGUCUGGAUGGUGGGGCUACUAAAGUCGAAAUCACCGUCGAUUGGAAACGUGGUGGAUGUACUGUCGACGACAAUGGCGCUGGGAUCCCUGCGGGAGAGUUCUCCGAGAAUGGCGGUCUCUGCCGCAUGUAUUGCACUUCCAAGCGAGCGCCAACUGGGAAUUCGGCGAGCAAGGCCGGUGAAACGCACGGCUCCACUGGCACUUUCCUUUCCGAGCUUUCUGCUAUGUCAAUGCUGACCAUCACGUCGACGUAUACGAACAGCACGGACUCGGGGUCUCUGACCAUUCACCAGGGAAAAGUCCUUGCUCGUCAAGCCCGAGACAUCGAUGAUUUCAGAACCUCGAAUUGCGGCACAAAUGUCACCGUCAGAGACUUAUUUGGAAAUAUGCCUGUCCGUGUCAAACAGCGAGCCAUCACUUCAUUGAAUGGCGUCGAUGGCGAGAAGUCCUGGAAUGAACUCAAACACGGUAUCGUCGCUCUCCUUCUAGCUUGGCCUCAGCCCUGCUCUGUGCGAUUGCGAGAGACGGACGACAGUUCUCACUCAAUGUAUGUCUCAGCUCAGUCUUCUGCGUUCUCGUCCCUUACCAGGAGAAACCUCAACCAACUCGGAAGUUCUGCGCCAAAGUAUGAUGUGCGUGACACUCUUCCGGUAUUAGUCCAAUCCGGUCUUGCGACUCCACCUUCAUCGUCCCGUUGGAUUCCUUUAUCGGCGUCCACAUCCGCAGUGUCUCUGAAAGGAUUGGUCUGCCUUGACCCUGUUCCCAGCAAGCAGUGCCAGUUCAUAGCUUUGGGUGUGUCACCUUGCGGUGCUCAUGCAGGACAAAAUGAGCUGUACGAGGUGGUGAACAAGGCAUUCUACAACAGUAGCUUUGGUAUGAGUGAGGAGAGGAGCUUCGAAGAUUCGCCACGUCUCAAAGGAAGUCACCCCAUGACAGGACUCACCUCGCGCAAGAGUCUUGAUCGCUAUCCGAUGUUCUGUUUACAGCUGCAACUGAAAAGCGUCGGCCAAGUGUCUUCCAAGCUCGACAGACUGAAUGACAGGUCUUUGAAUACAAUUACCGAUGUUUUAGAGGCGGCUUCAGUCGCCUGGCUUGAGCGCAACCACUUCAGACCCAGCAAACGCAGCAGGACGUUGAACAACAAGCAAAUCACGCCGGUGGCAAGAUCAUACAAUUCUUCAACAACGAAGUCGCCGCCGGGAGUCUCGCGUGCUCGUGCAGCUGAGAAUUACCCAGCAGAGCAAGCUGAAGAUGAACAUGAUGCGGAUGCGAUGGGACUUCAGGAUCGAGGAGCUUCUCUGCAUUCAUCCAGCCGACCUGCAUCGAGAGCGGUCGUAACAGUGGGACCAGAACAAGAUUUGCUGAGACUAAGCAGAAUCCGCGGCGGGAAUCAUCGUCAACCUACCAGAACAACGCAAACGCCGAUAUCAGCGGAAAAACAGACAGCCACCGGUACCACAACCAUACGCAAGCCAGCUGAGUCACUACCAGGAGAGCAAGACACGCUGCUGAAAGGAGAUGUGCCUAAUAUCCCACAUGCCGCAGAGUCGCAUUCCUGGGACACAAUUCUAGCCUCUUGCGCAGACCUCACGCGCCGCUCAGUAUCAGAUCCGUUUGAGAAACAGUCACGAACAAAUGACGCGGCGCUUCCAAGCGAAGAUUUUGGUAGUCUCGAUGAUGUCGAAAUGCUGGCAGCAGAGACGACACAGGACAUAUCUGCCGAUUCUCGUACCACUGCCCAAGGAUCUGGCGAAGAUGGAGUGAUGUCUUGGACCGAUCCUGUCAAUGGACAGAUGUACAGAGUAAAUUGCCGCACUGGAGUUGUACUCCCUUUCACGUCCGAGCAAAGAGAUAUGUCUGAUCUGAGCAGAACCUCGAGGAGCCGCGCUGGCAUAGAUAUAUCUCUUUCGUCUGCUGGCAAGCCGUUGAGUCUGGAUAGACGCAAAGCUCUUGGUGCUGAUGAAAAUGUGCAGCAGCCAGCUCAGGAGAAGUGGCUUCAAGGCUUUCUGAGAGAAUGGAAGAAUCCCGUGUUUGCCGCCCAGGUCGAAGAACCAAUCCCUAUGGCAUCAGCAGAAGGCCCAGGUGUCCUUGAAGUAGACGAGGACGGCAUAGUUCGUUUGCAUACACAACUUCGAGCCGGUAUUCCAUCCAGCACCGAAAUUAAGCUGUCAAAAGCAGCUUUGAAGCAUGCAAAGACUGUCGGGCAGGUGGAUCAAAAGUUCGUCCUCUGCAAGAUACCCGACUUGCCAGCUCGUGGCGAAAUCCUCAUUUUGAUCGAUCAACAUGCUGCUUCCGAGCGAGUCAUCCUCGAGUCGCUGUUUGAUCAAUUGUGCAUUCAAGACUCCAAAGGGAACACUAGCAUUGCAACGACCUGCCUUGCAACAAACACAGCUAAAGGCCGAUCUGUUGUCUUCGAAAUCUCGGCGCAGGAGUACGGCCUCUUCCAGCAAUACAGAAGACAUUUCCUUGCCUGGGGCAUCGUCUACGACCUGACGAGUUCUUCUGUGGAGGGCUCGAAGACCGCUCGCCGCCUGAUUGUUCGUUUCCUUCCAUCAGUCAUCGCUGAGCGCUGUGCCAACUUCCCUGCGCUCUGCAUCGAACUAAUGCGUACCGAGGUGUGGGAGCUGGCUGAUGGAACAAAACGAUCUAUCCUAUCCCUCCCGGAGAGCUCUUCAUGGCUUUCGCUGCUUCCUCUACUGCCAGCUGGGCUCAAGAAUAUGCUUCAUUCUCGUUCGUGUCGGAGCGCGAUAAUGUUCAACGACCCUCUUCCUAUCGAGCAGUGUCAAGACCUGGUGGAGAAGUUGAGCCACUGUACGUUCCCAUUCGUCUGCGCUCACGGAAGGGUGGCUAUGGUGCCCUUGGUCGCAGUCGGAGAGCAUGACAGGCUGGGAAGAAGCGAGGGACUUCGACGGGAGUCGCAAGAUGUCACUUGCGGAAAUGCUGAGAGGGAUUCCGUUUGUUCUGCAGGCAGUUUGAUGAGCUGGCUGAAUCGCUCUUACGUGGAGAAGGCGGAAGACUCAGGCACAAGAUCGUAG